Molecule: messenger RNA, 537 nt
Organism: Anisakis simplex (herring worm)
Lineage: Eukaryota; Metazoa; Nematoda; Chromadorea; Rhabditida; Anisakidae
Source: the annotation of a GenBank genome assembly
AUGAGUCAAGCGGGUGCUGGAAAUGGGCCCGGCAAUGGUAAUCCACCAUCGGGACCUGUCUCACAGCAACCUCAAUCAGGGCCGGAUUCGACGCAGUAUUCGGGAUAUUUCGCACAAUCAGGCGGUGGACCGCCAGGCGGGAAUGGACCACAACCGAACAACGGUGGCCCUCCAUCAUCCGGUUAUGCGAGUUCCGGACCGAUGCCGAAUUCGUAUGGUGCACCUCAAUCGGGUGGUCGAGGAGGCAUGCACGAAGGUCAAGGAGUGCCACCACCGUUGAUGUCGAAAGGAAGCGGAUAUGAUCCGUAUGAUAGUGGUGAUAGUCGAGGAGGUGGCGGUCAUGGAAUGGGCGGUGGAUACGGCGGAGGAGGCCCUGGUGCAGGAGGAGGAGGAGGUCUGCUAUGCUUCAUUUCAAUCCACUUUCAAAAUAUCCCAACAAAAAUUCAGUUUAAUCAAAUUUAUCCAAAAGGCUCUUUUUGGAAUUCAGUUUGCCAUUUCUUAGACAAAGGUUUACAAGAUUCGAUAUCCGUUGAUUAA